This is a messenger RNA of Osmerus eperlanus (European smelt), 521 nucleotides long. RefSeq names its product STE20/SPS1-related proline-alanine-rich protein kinase-like. Lineage: Eukaryota; Metazoa; Chordata; Actinopteri; Osmeriformes; Osmeridae. The transcript has 4 exons. Bases 67 to 405 code for a protein of 112 amino acids. The record is from RefSeq and is a predicted model, not a curated record.
CAUACACAAGAGACAACAAGAAAACUUGUAUUCAAGAUACUCACAGAGACCCUGAGAUACACCAAGAUGCAGAUGUUUGGAAUGAAGCUUGCAGUUGUUCUUGGAUGCUUGAUGCUUCUCACUUCAGCGUUGGCUGAACCUGACCAUGUCAUCGAGAAGCGUUCUUCAUCUUCAAGCGAAGAAGACAGGAAUGGCAGGCGGAAUGGCAGGCCAAAUGACACGCCAAAUUUCCUCCAGUACUACAACUACUUCUUGUUCCUCCAGAGACUUGGUCUGGUUCCUCCCCCUGCCCCUGCCCCAGCUCCUGCCCCAGCUCCUGCCCCUGCCCCAGCUCCUGCCCCAGCUCCAGCUCCUGCCCCAGCUCCUGCCCCAGCUCCAGCCCCAGCCCCAGCUCCAGGACGCUAGAGCAUUAAUCACAGACAGGAGUCAACAAUGUCUUUUCUGACUGAUCUAUGCAAUAACCUGUCUGCUGGGAUGAUGUUGGUUUACACAAUAUGCAAUAAAGACAAUUGGAAAUAGCA